This is a messenger RNA of Microthlaspi erraticum, 420 nucleotides long. NCBI's taxonomy places the organism in Eukaryota, Viridiplantae, Streptophyta, Magnoliopsida, Brassicales, Brassicaceae. The record is from the annotation of a GenBank genome assembly.
AUGUCGACUCGUGGUCGUUACGGUGGUAGUGGUCGCGGCGGUGGCCGUGGCGCUGGAGGUCGUAGUUCUGACGAGAGACCGGAGCAGACCUCCGGUGGCCGCGGAGUUGCUGUUUCCGGUGGGAGAGGUCGCGGAAACGCCGGACGGGGAAGCUCUUCAUCUCCUCCGCCGUCAGAUGUUGUUUCCGGUGUUUCUAAGGAGAUCGGAGCGAAAGUUGUAGCCGCGGACGUUGCUUCGUCUUCGGCGGCGUCCGUACAGGAGAAAACGACGAAAGUCCCGGAGUCUGACCCUAGUUUGACUCCGUCGUGCGGGCCUCCUGCUGGGGGCCCGCUAUGCCAAGUCAAAAGCGAGAGAAACCCCAUCCCUCUCUUUCCUUUUUACGCCCCCCUGCCGCCACACGAGAGGGACAUGGGGGCGUAA